AUUUUCUGAUUUCAAAACAAAAAAUUCACAAAACACAAAACCUCUCUCUCUCUCUGAAUCGAAUUGGAAACGAAGAAGAAGCAGUAGCAGCAGCACCAGUAUCAUCAUCAUCCAUCAGCUAUGGAAGCGAUUCUCACAGAUUGCGUGCACAAGAGUCUCCGCCAUUUCAUGCACAACAACGCCAUCUUCCUCUGCCACCGUCUCUGCGCUGAGUUCCCCACUGAGACAAAUCUCCAAUUGUUGGCUAGCUGUUACUUGCAGAGUAAUCAAGCGCAUUCUGCGUACCAUAUUUUAAAGGGAACACAAAUGGCUCAAUCCCGGUACUUGUUUGCAAUAUCAUGUUUUCAGAUGGAUCUUCUUAGUGAAGCUGAAGCAGCAUUAUGUCCUGUCAAUGAGCCUAGUGCAGAGGUCCCAAAUGGUGCAGCUGGUCAUCAUCUAUUAGGGCUCAUUUACAGAUAUACUGACAGAAGGAGAAGUGCCAUACAUCAUUUUAAGCAGGCACUAUUGGUGGAUCCUCUAAUGUGGGCAGCAUAUGAGGAGUUGUGCAUAUUAGGCGCUGCUGAAGAAGCUACUGCAGUUUUUGGUGAAGCAGCUGCUCUUUGUAUACAAAAGCAAUACCUAAAUUGCUCAACUACUCCAAAGCUGCAUUCAUCUACUGAGGAUUGUAAUUUGGUUGACACUAGACACAGUGCAUCAGAAGAUGUGAAUCCAAGGCAACUGAAACUCAUGCAAGGCCUAAAGGAUAUUCCUCUAAAUCAUCAUGGAGCAUCUAUAUUAGGAGGAACUUCUGGUCAACCUAUUAAUAGUGGUCCGUCUAACAUUUCAUUUUAUAACACCCCAUCUCCAAUGGUAACGCAGUUGUCAGGUGUUGCUCCGCCCCCUUUGUGUAGGAAUGUGCAGCUAAAUGGCUCAAAUCUGAGCACUGUUGGUGCAGAGAGUUCUCCUAAAUCAACAGUAAACUCUACUAUUCAAGCCCCCCGAAGAAAGUUUGUUGAUGAAGGAAAGUUACGAAAGAUUUCUGGUAGGUUAUUUUCUGAUUCUGGUCCUCGACGUAGUCCAAGACUCUCUAAUGAUGCAAGUGCUAAUCCAAAUGCUAAUGCAACUGUUGUAUCUGGAAAUGGAACUAGCAACUCUUCUAAGUAUCUUGGAGGGUCAAAGCUUAGCUCUAUGGCUUUUCGUACCAUGACAGUUCGUAAGGGACAGUCAUGGGCUAAUGAAAACGUUGAUGAAGGGAUUCGUAAUGAUGUUCUAGAUGAUUCACGUUUGAAUGUCACAUCGACAAGUUCUAGUUCCUCUACUUCCAUGGAAGUGAAAUCUAAUGAUCAGGAAGCCGUGAAUUUUCAAGUUGGUGGACAAGUAAUUAGUGGUUCAAAAGUCAUCACUGGUGCUUCAGAAAUACUGACCCUUCUAAGAGUUUUUGGUGAAGGUUUUAGACUUGCCUGCUUGUAUAGGUGCCAGGAUGCACUGGAUACCUAUCUGAAACUUCCACAUAAGCAUUACAAUACUGGCUGGGUUCUUUCCCUGGUUGGAAGAUUGCAUUUUGAAUUAGUAGAUUAUUUAGAGGCUGAUCGAGCCUUUGGUCUUGCUCGUCAGAUUAUGCCAUAUAGUUUGGAAGGAAUGGACGUAUACUCAACAGUCCUUUAUCUUCUAAAGGAGGAUAUGAAGUUGAGCUACCUGGCUCAGGAGCUAAUAUCAACUGAUCGCUUAGCUCCUCAAUCUUGGUGUGCCAUGGGUAACUGUUACAGCCUGCAGAAAGAUCAUGAAACUGCACUGAAGAAUUUUCAACGAGCUGUUCAACUAAAUCCCAGAUUCGCAUAUGCGCACACACUUUGUGGACAUGAGUAUGUUGCGCUAGAAGAUUAUGAGAAUGGUAUCAAAUGCUACCAGAGUGCACUCAGGGUUGAUGCAAGGCACUACAAUGCCUGGUAUGGACUUGGAAUGAUAUAUCUUCGCCAAGAGAAGUUUGAGUUCUCUGAACAUCAUUUUCGGAUGGCUUUCCAAAUCAAUCCUCGCUCAUCCGUUAUAAUGUCAUACCUUGGAACUGCUUUGCAUGCUUUGAAGAGAAGCGAGGAAGCGCUGGUGGUAAUGGAGAAGGCUAUCUUGGCAGAUAAGAAAAAUCCUCUUCCAAUGUAUCAGAAGGCCAAUAUACUCAUGAGCUUGGAAAGAUUGGACGAGGCUUUGGAAGUCCUGGAGGAGCUUAAAGAGUAUGCUCCCCGUGAAUGCAGUGUAUAUGCUUUGAUGGGAAGGAUCUAUAAAAGGCGUAACAUGCAUGAGAAAGCAAUGCUUCAUUAUGGUAUUUCUUUGGAUUUGAAACCAUCUGCAACAGAUGCUGCUGCCAUUAAGGCUGCCAUUGAGAAAUUGCAUGUGCCUGAUGAGAUGGAAGACAACUUGUAGCUCUGCUGAUGAAGUGCAAAACUGAUAAUUUGGUGUAACUCAUGCUCAUUUGAAUCCUUGAUCACAAGGAUUUGACUGGUUCUGCUUGGGCUUUCGGCAGAUUGUGCAUAAAAGCAGCACAAAUGGGUGAGAAACAACCUUUCAUGCAGCCAUCACACCCAUCUAAUUGGCGGACCUGUAGGUGACCUGAGAUGUGUAGGAGAUUCAUGUACUUAAUAGGUGGACAUGAUAUGACAAAGGUACCAAGAAGCUCCCAUGCUUGUACCGAUAUGUUAGGGAAAAGUACAUGUAUAAUUAGUUCACCCAUUCAUUUGUUCAUAAAUCUUAGCUUUAGGCCCAUUGGGAUGAGCUUAUUUUAAUUUAUUUUAUAGCAUAAACACUUAUUCAAGUGUUUGAGAGUAUAUGUAAAUAGCUUAUGAGAUAUAAGCUGUUUUGAGCUUAUUUUGAUAAGUUUCCCAAAUUCGCUUAUGAAUAAACGUUGAUACAUA
Lotus japonicus is the source of this 2882-nucleotide messenger RNA. Its product is annotated as cell division cycle protein 27 homolog B. Gene Ontology annotation, biological process: cell division. The record is from RefSeq and is a predicted model, not a curated record. Lineage: Eukaryota; Viridiplantae; Streptophyta; Magnoliopsida; Fabales; Fabaceae. Bases 121 to 2394 code for a protein of 757 amino acids. Gene Ontology annotation, molecular function: protein binding. The transcript has 16 exons.